GCGCGCAGCGUGAAUAUGGAAUGUUGCCCGCCGCUGGCCCACGUUUUCAGCCUCUGAAAAACACCGAAAUCAUGGACAGCCAUCCGCUGGGAACCAGACUUUGUCCACACGCUCUGGACAAAGAAGACGGCGUCGAGAGACACGGUCCUGUCACGCUGAACCCUCGGCACAUGAGGAAGGCGUUCAAAGUCAUGAACGAGCUGCGCAGCCAGAGCUUGUUGUGCGAUGUGACCAUAGUGGCGGAGGACGUAGAGAUCGCUGCUCACAGGGUGGUUCUGGCUGCCGGGAGCCCGUACUUCCACGCUAUGUUCACAGGUGAGAUGGCAGAGAGUCGGGCGAAGCGAGUGAGGAUCAAGGAGAUGGACGGUUGGACUCUGGGCCUUCUCGUCGACUACAUCUACACAGCCGAGAUACAAGUCACGGAGGAUAAUGUGCAGGCGUUGCUGCCUGCAGCCGGCCUGCUUCAGCUGAACGAGGUGAAAAAGGCUUGUUGUGAGUUCCUGAGCUCUCAGCUUCACCCAUCCAACUGUCUGGGGAUUCGAGCUUUCGCUGAUCUUCAUGCCUGCUCUCAGCUCCUCACACAGGCCAACAGCUACGCAGAGCAACAUUUCACCGAGGUGGUUGGGAGUGAAGAGUUCCUCAAUUUGGGCAUGGAGCAAGUGUCGAGCCUGAUCGCCAGCGACAAGCUCACCAUCCCCACGGAGGAGAAGGUGUUUGAGGCGGUGAUAGCUUGGGUCAACCACGACAAGGAUGUCCGGCAGGAGCACUUGGCUCACCUGAUGGAACACGUCCGCCUGCCGCUGCUGUCCAGAGAGUACCUGGUGCAGCGGGUGGAGGAGGAGUCUCUGAUCAAGAACAGCAGUGCGUGCAAAGACUACCUCAUCGAGGCCAUGAAGUACCACCUGCUGCCGGCCGACCAGAGGGCUCUGAUGAAAACCGCGCGCACACGCAUGCGGACUCCGGCCUGCUGUCCUAAGGUGAUGGUUGUGGUCGGAGGCCAGGCUCCCAAGGCCAUCCGCAGCGUUGAAUGUUAUGAUUUUGAGGGGCAGAGGUGGUACCAGGUCGCCGAACUCCCGACCAGGAGGUGCAGAGCAGGCGUGGUGUACGUCGGCGGAUGCGUGUACGCGGUCGGCGGCUUCAACGGCUCUCUGCGCGUGCGCACGGUCGACUGUUACGACCCGACGGCGGACCGCUGGACGAGCGUGAGCAGCAUGCAGGACCGCCGCUCGACGCUCGGGGCCGCCGUGCUCAACGGGCUCCUGUACGCCGUGGGGGGCUUUGACGGCAGCACAGGUCUGUCGACAAUCGAGGCGUACAACGCAAAGACGGACGAGUGGUUCCAUGUGUUGCCCAUGAGUACCCGACGGAGCAGCGUAGGAGUGGGUGUGGUCAACGGGAUCCUGUAUGCAAUUGGAGGCUACGAUGGUGCAACAAGACAAUGUCUCAGCACGGUAGAAUCUUACAACCCUAAAAGCAACGCGUGGAGCUACAUCGCAGAGAUGGGCACGAGACGCAGCGGAGCAGGUGUGGGUGUGCUAAAAGGUCUGCUGUACGCGGUGGGGGGUCACGAUGGUCCGCUGGUGAGGAAGAGCUGUGAAGUUUACGACCCGGCCUCGAACAGCUGGCGGCAGGUAGCCGACAUGAACAUGUGUCGACGCAACGCAGGUGUGUGUGCGGUAAACAACGUACUGUAUGUGGUGGGAGGAGACGACGGCAGCUGCAACUUGGCGUCCGUCGAGUUCUACAAUCCAAACUCGGACAAGUGGACACUGCUGCCGGCCUGCAUGAGCACGGGACGCAGUUAUGCAGGUGUGACUGUGAUCGACAAACCCUUGUGACUGCUCUCGACACUCGCCGCCGACUUGAAGCGGAACGCAUUCUGCUGAGAACACUGAUCUCGGAUCUGUCGAUGACGCCGAUGCUCGGAUGAUGCUGGGCAGCGUCGGCACAGGCAACGACGACGAGGGAGAAAAAUGAAAAGAUUGCUGUCGGGGAUGAAGAUUUUUUUUUUUUUUGCACUGAAUGGAAAACCCGUGUUUUAAUCCCCACCUGAAAGGACUGCCGCUGGCGAACGGACAAACUAGUUUGAAGCGCCACUGCGGUGUCAUUGCAGCGCAACUGAUUUGAAGCUUGUUUAACUGCAACGCUACUUUACCAGUAGAGGUGUUAAACAGGAAGCAGCUCUGAGAGAGACCACUGGUCAGAUCCAUAAGGGUGGAAGACAAGAUUCGGCACUGAAAUCUUGGCUUUUCCUGUGGUUUGUAUUGUGAAACGGUAUGUGUCUGAGUUUGUGAGUGUGCGCUUGCAUAUAAAAGGUGCUCCUUUGCUUGGGCAUGUGCGUUCGUGAGCACCUGAAGUCUCCGUGUGGUGACGCCCGGUCCGACGCCGCAUGAACGCGCUCUGUCCGACCUUUUUUUUUUUUUUUUCUUACGGUGUUGCAGUGUGGCUGUUCAAGAGUGCCUGGAUGUCAAAUUGCGUCCUCCUUCCCCCUUUGUUACGCCUCAAGGACUGUUACUGGAGGGAGCGCGGCUGUGCCGGGAUACAUUGGAGAAGUGACUCCAGAUCCGUUGAGUCGGCCCCGCAUGAAUUCAGAACCGCGACCCCCCUGAGAAGCGUUUGCAGAAGAAAUGUACUUUUAAAAUUGUUUUAAACCAACACCCUUCCCUCUGGUGAAGGAGAGGAGUCAUCGGUGUUGCCAAAAACAGUGAAGGACAAUAGGAGAAGCUGAACAGCUGGAUGUAUCAGUGCUUUACUGUCAUAAAGGCAGCCAUCUUUGUUGUGGUUGAAACUGUUGAGGAUGACGACAACGACAACAACAACAACAACAACAACAGGCAGAACUCACCGCAUGGUCCCGAAACUCGAGUCUCCGAUCCUUCAGCGGUUCCCUCAUCCUCCUUCGGUGUAGCAUCCCUGCUAACUACUGCACACCCCGUGCUAUGAAUAUGCCAAUUUUAAAAUGUGUCUUCAUUUCUGUCUCUCUUGACUUCUUUAUUAAUCUGUUCUCUCUUUCUGGAAAGUGACCAAACCUACUCUUUAUGUUCUGUUCCUCUUUCCUCUCCUCCUAUAUUGCAAAAAAAUAAUGCUAUAAUAGUAACUGGUAUUGCUGUUUUCUUGUCAGUGUAUUGAGGAAUGUCAUGUAGGCUAUUGACUUUAAAAAUGUUUCAUUACUUGUUUUAUAUUAUCAUUAAUAAAUAUGCUUCUUGUAUUUAAAGCUGUGAAAUGACAUAAUCUGUUUUUAAAACUUUGCCAAAUCAGUAAAAUGUUGAAAUGUGUUACGCCGUCUGUGAUAUUUUGAUGAUAUUACAGCGAUUUAUUUGUUAAAAUUUCACAUUUUAGCAUUAGCGUCGUGCUGCUACCAUUCCCCUGCUCGGUUUCAUCCUCUUCUUAACCUCUCUGCCAGUUUGCAUUCAUUCAGUGACAUUAUUUUAGACAACAUUCAAUAUUUUGGCCUCCUCUAUGAAAUAAAAAAAGCAUUCUGGUGAAUAACUAGGUA
This is a messenger RNA of Gasterosteus aculeatus aculeatus (three-spined stickleback), 3496 nucleotides long. RefSeq names its product kelch-like family member 2 (gene klhl2). The record is from RefSeq and is a predicted model, not a curated record. Gene Ontology annotation, molecular function: protein binding. Lineage: Eukaryota; Metazoa; Chordata; Actinopteri; Perciformes; Gasterosteidae.